Galeopterus variegatus (Sunda flying lemur) is the source of this 6840-nucleotide messenger RNA. It is a transcript of the gene PTCH1, whose product is annotated as patched 1. Gene Ontology annotation, biological process: smoothened signaling pathway. The transcript has 22 exons. Gene Ontology annotation, molecular function: hedgehog receptor activity; smoothened binding; hedgehog family protein binding. Gene Ontology annotation, cellular component: plasma membrane. NCBI's taxonomy places the organism in Eukaryota, Metazoa, Chordata, Mammalia, Dermoptera, Cynocephalidae. The coding region runs from base 56 to 3955 and encodes 1299 amino acids. The record is from RefSeq and is a predicted model, not a curated record.
UGGACGAGUAAGUCGUGAAUUAAAUUAUACUCGCCAGAAGAUUGGAGAAGAGGCUAUGUUUAAUCCUCAGCUCAUGAUACAGACCCCGAAAGAAGAAGGUGCUAAUGUCCUGACCACAGAAGCGCUCCUCCAACACCUGGACUCGGCGCUCCAGGCCAGCCGAGUCCACGUGUACAUGUACAACAGGCAGUGGAAAUUGGAACAUUUAUGUUACAAAUCAGGAGAGCUCAUCACAGAAACAGGUUACAUGGAUCAGAUAAUAGAAUAUCUUUACCCUUGCUUAAUUAUUACACCUUUGGACUGCUUCUGGGAAGGGGCAAAGUUACAGUCUGGGACAGCCUACCUCCUAGGUAAACCUCCUUUGCGGUGGACAAACUUUGACCCUUUGGAAUUCCUAGAAGAGUUAAAGAAAAUAAACUAUCAAGUGGACAGCUGGGAGGAAAUGCUGAAUAAGGCUGAAGUUGGUCAUGGUUACAUGGACCGUCCCUGCCUCAAUCCGGCCGAUCCAGACUGCCCAGCCACAGCCCCCAACAAAAAUUCAACCAAACCUCUUGAUGUGGCCCUCGUGUUGAAUGGUGGCUGUCAUGGGCUAUCCAGAAAGUACAUGCACUGGCAGGAGGAGUUGGUGGUGGGUGGCACCGUCAAGAACAGCACUGGAAAACUUGUCAGUGCCCACGCCUUGCAGACCAUGUUCCAGUUGAUGACUCCCAAGCAGAUGUACGAGCACUUCAAGGGCUACGAGUACGUCUCUCAUAUCAACUGGAACGAGGACAAGGCUGCGGCCAUCCUGGAGGCCUGGCAGAGGACCUACGUGGAGGUGGUCCAUCAGAGCGUCGCACAGAACUCCUCUCAGAAGGUGCUGUCCUUCACCACCACGACCCUAGAUGACAUCCUAAAAUCCUUCUCUGAUGUCAGCGUCAUCCGAGUGGCCAGCGGCUACCUACUGAUGCUUGCCUAUGCCUGUUUAACCAUGCUGCGCUGGGACUGUUCCAAGUCCCAGGGUGCCGUGGGGCUGGCUGGCGUCCUGUUGGUUGCACUGUCAGUGGCUGCAGGAUUGGGCCUGUGCUCAUUGAUCGGGAUUUCCUUUAACGCUGCAACAACUCAGGUUUUGCCAUUUCUUGCUCUUGGAGUUGGCGUGGAUGACGUUUUCCUUCUGGCACAUGCAUUUAGUGAAACCGGACAGAAUAAAAGAAUCCCUUUUGAGGACAGGACUGGAGAAUGCCUCAAGCGCACGGGAGCCAGCGUCGCCCUCACUUCCAUCAGCAACGUCACAGCCUUCUUCAUGGCCGCCUUGAUCCCGAUUCCUGCUCUGCGGGCAUUCUCUCUCCAGGCGGCGAUAGUAGUGGUGUUCAACUUUGCCAUGGUUCUGCUCAUUUUUCCUGCGAUUCUCAGCAUGGAUUUAUAUCGACGUGAGGACAGAAGACUGGAUAUUUUCUGCUGUUUUACAAGCCCCUGUGUUAGCAGAGUGAUUCAGGUUGAACCUCAGGCCUACACGGAGACGCACGACAACACCCGCUGCAGCCCCCCACCCCCCUACAGCAGCCACAGCUUCGCCCACGAGACACAGAUCACCAUGCAGUCCACCGUCCAGCUCCGCAUGGAGUACGACCCGCACACACACGUGUACUACACCACUGCCCAGCCGUGCUCCGAGAUCUCCGUGCAGCCUGUGACCGUGACCCAGGACAGCCUCAGCUGCCAGAGCCCCGAGAGCACCAGCUCCACGAGGGACCUGCUCUCCCAGUUUUCCGACUCCAGCCUCCACUGCCUGGAGCCCCCCUGCACGAAGUGGACCCUCUCAUCUUUUGCCGAGAAGCACUACGCUCCUUUCCUCUUGAAACCAAAAGCCAAGGUCGUGGUGAUCUUCCUUUUCCUGGGCUUGCUGGGGGUCAGCCUUUAUGGGACCACCCGGGUGCGAGACGGGCUGGACCUCACAGACAUUGUGCCUCGGGAAACCAGAGAAUAUGACUUUAUCGCUGCACAGUUCAAGUACUUUUCUUUCUACAACAUGUACAUAGUCACCCAGAAAGCAGACUACCCUAACGUCCAGCACUUACUCUACGACCUGCACAGGAGCUUCGGUAACGUGAAGUAUGUCAUGUUGGAAGAAAACCAGCAGCUUCCCAAGAUGUGGCUCCACUACUUCAGAGACUGGCUCCAAGGGCUUCAGGACGCAUUUGACAGUGACUGGGAAACUGGGAGAAUCAUGCCAAACAAUUACAAGAACGGAUCAGACGAUGGGGUCCUUGCCUACAAGCUCCUGGUGCAGACCGGCAGCCGCGAUAAGCCCAUCGACAUCAGUCAGCUGACUGAGCAGCGUCUGGUGGAUGCAGAGGGCAUCAUCAAUCCCAGCGCGUUCUACAUCUACCUGACGGCCUGGGUCAGCAAUGACCCCGUCGCCUAUGCUGCCUCCCAGGCCAACAUCCGGCCCCACCGCCCCGAGUGGGUCCACGACAAAGCAGACUACAUGCCGGAGACGCGGCUGAAAAUCCCUGCAGCCGAGCCCAUCGAGUAUGCCCAGUUCCCGUUCUACCUCAAUGGCCUGCGAGACACUGCAGACUUUGUGGAAGCAAUCGAGAAGGUCAGAGCCAUCUGCAACAACUACACAGGCCUGGGGCUGGCCAGCUACCCCAACGGCUACCCCUUCCUCUUCUGGGAGCAGUACAUCGGGCUGCGCCACUGGCUGCUGCUGUCCGUCAGCGUGGUGUUGGCCUGCACCUUCCUUGUGUGCGCCGUCUUCCUCCUGAACCCCUGGACGGCCGGGAUCAUUGUGAUGGUCCUGGCUCUGAUGACGGUCGAGCUCUUUGGCAUGAUGGGCCUCAUUGGAAUCAAGCUGAGUGCUGUGCCUGUGGUCAUCUUGAUCGCUUCGGUCGGCAUAGGAGUGGAAUUCACCGUGCAUGUCGCUUUGGCCUUUCUCACAGCCAUGGGUGACAAGAACCGCAGGGCCGUGCUCGCCCUGGAGCACAUGUUCGCGCCCGUUCUGGACGGUGCCGUGUCCACUCUGCUGGGAGUACUGAUGCUGGCAGGGUCUGAGUUUGAUUUCAUUGUCAGGUAUUUCUUUGCUGUCCUGGCGAUUCUAACAAUCCUGGGUGUUCUCAAUGGCCUGGUUUUGCUUCCAGUCCUCCUGUCUUUCUUUGGACCAUACCCUGAGGUAACUCCAGCCGAUGGCCUGAGCCGACUGCCCAGCCCUGCCCCUGAGCUGCCCGCCAGCAUCGUGCGGUUUGCCGUGCCCCCCGGUCGUAUGAGCCACGGGUCUGACUCCUCUGACUCAGAGUACAGUUCUCAGACGACAGUGUCAGGCAUCAGCGAAGAGCUUCGGCACUAUGAGGCCCGGCAGAGCGCAGGAGGCCCUGCCCACCACGUGGUCGUAGAGGCCACAGAAAACCCUGUCUUCGCCCGCUCCACGGUAAUCCAUCCCGAGGGAAGGCAUCAUGCACCCUUGAACCCUCGACAGCAGCUCCACCUGGACUCAGGGGCCCUGCCCCCCAGACGGCAAGGCCAGCAGCCCCACAGGGACCCCCCCGGAGAAGGCUUGCGGCCGCCCCCCUACAGACCGCGCAGAGACGCUUUUGAAAUGUCUACUGACGGGCAUUCCGGCCCUAGCAGCAGGGACCGCUCAGGCCCCCGUGGGGCCCGCUCUCACCACCCUCGGAACCCGGCAUCCACUGCCUUGAGCAGCGCCAUGCCCAGCUACUGCCAGCCCAUCACCACUGUGACGGCUUCUGCGUCCGUGACUGUCGCCGUGCACCCCUCAGCCGCCCCCGGGCCUGGGCGGCCACCCCGAGGGGGGCUCUGCCCUGGCUACGAAGACUACCCUGAGACUGACCACGGGCUGUUCGAGGACCCCCACGUGCCUUUUCACGUCCAGUGCGAGAGGAGGGACUCAAAGUUGGAAGUCAUCGAGCUGCAGGACGUGGAAUGUGAGGAGAGGCCCCGGAGAGGCAGCUGCGACUGAGGGUGAUUAAAAUCUGAAGCAAAGAGGCCAAAGAUUGGAAACCCCCCACCCCGACCUCUUUCCAGAACUGCUUGAAGAGAAGCGCUUGGGCGUUAUGGAAAAGAUGCGCUGUGUCCUGGCAGUGGUUGUCACUGUAGCCGACUGUAUUAUGUUGUGAAAUGUUCCUAUAGAUAUUUAAGAGGUGUACACAUAUGUAACAUACGAAGGACCUAUGUAAGGUAGCAUGGUCUGGGGUUUCUCCACUCCUGCCCCAGAGCGGGGCGGCCACGGCGACACCCUCCCUGAUUGUACAUUGGUCUCUGUGCCACAACCAAGCUUAACCUAGUCUUAAAUUUCAGCAUAUGUUACUGCUGCUUAAAUUUUGUAAAAUUUACCUGUAUAAUUCUAUGCAAAUAUUGCUUAUGUAAUAGGAUUAUUUUGUAAAGGUUUCUGUUUAAGAUAUUUUAAAUUUGCAUAUCACAACCCUGUGGUAGUAUGACAUGUUCCUGUUAACUUUCAAACACGCUAUGCGUGAGAAUUUUUUUAAGAGCAGAUAUGAAGAAAGCACGUUAAUCCCGGUGGCUUCUCUAGGCGUCAAUUGUAUGCAGUUCUCUCUUUGGCUGUGUGUGUGUGAACACAUGUGUGAUUCCCCAGUGUUCUGUACUGUGAUUUUUUUCGUCUUGUUUGUUUUAUUUCUUUUCACUGUCUGCAAGUCUCUGAUAUAGUCAGGCUGGAAGAGUCGGGAUAUCUUUGUUGCUUUUUUUGCUGGUGGAGGACUAGACCUAAACAUCCUCCUCCUCUCAAAACGGCCCAGGAAAAGCAGACUUGCUUCAAGUCCAUGGCAUCCAGAUAGCCCAACUUGUGCUUCAGAGGAAGUUAAGUUCCUUCACGUGGAUCGUUGUGACGGACGUUGGAACCUCGGGGUACAGAGCUCACACGUGCCCGACUUCACUGGUGUUAAAGUCGCAGGUGGCGUGCCUCCUGGGAGCCUCAGUGGGGCCUUGAGAGGAUACCCUGAAAAAGUAAGCAGCAUUGAUCCCCUCUCAUGACCAACCACACAUAUAGUCACCCCCAAAAUUUAAGAGAAGAUUGCAGAUCUUUUGGAGACCGUAGCCCUGCUACAGGUAGAAAAACCAGUUUUGUUAAUUCUGGGCCCACAAUAAACCCAGAAGUGAUGUUUCAAGUCCCCACAGUUUAAACUCCCUCUCUUCCUAGAUUGAACAGCCUAGUUGGUGCUUUCUGGAUCAGUUUGCAUCAUCUUUAAAAAUAAGUAGCAUCCAACAUGGUGACGCAGAGUCAGAAGUUCUGUAGGAUAUGAGCUUCAGAAGGGUUCUCAACAUGUUCCUGUUGCGGGGGGCGCACGCUUCCUAAGUAAAUCCUUUCCUCACCGUUAUUAGCGUUCUUCCAAUGUGACAUUUAUUGACGAGCAGGAAGAUGCUAACUGCAUACACCCCACGGAAGAAAGUGCGUGGCGGCAGAUCUCUCAACCAGGCCCUGUUUUAGAGGUUUGCAGGGGUAUCGAUUCUGUUCUCUUGAUCUGAGGUUUGGACUCCCUCACCUCUUAGCCGGAGACCAGCAAGUGUCAGGGAAGCGCUCGUGUCCAGCUGCCCUUCCAGAUCAACACCAGCGACUAGUUUAUAGACGAGAAGUCACAGGAGGGGCCGAGUCCCCACAUGGCCGAUGCCUCCGCUACUGAGAGCACAAGCAGCGGCUCGUGUCGUCUCCUCCUGUCUCGCAUCCAAAGUCUUAGCAGAAAGGCAGUGGGCCCCCUGUAGUGCCAGCAGCAUAGUGACCUCAGACCUAACGCUUACCGCAGAACUUGUAAGGUGCUGAUUGGGGCCCACCUGUGGCUGCCAAGGGCCACACCACCACUGUUGUCUCGGUGCCUUUGUCAGCCAGUCCGUCUGCCUACCUAACACCCAGCUCUGCUCAGAAAACAUAAGUCCUGCGUUGAGGAGAAAGACGGUGCAAAAUCCUGCAGGUGGUUCCCUCCGGCUCUUGGUGCCUCGCGCCUUUCCUGAGCCCAGCUUGUGUGGGACCCGAGAGCCCGUGGGGCCCCAGUUUCUGCACAGCACUGAACUUUCUCCAAUAGUCACAUUGGCAAAGGGAGAACUUGGGGGCUGGCAGUCAAUUAGAAUUUUUCUCUUUUUUAAAAUAGUUUUAUUUUGUCUGUCUUGUUUGUUCAUUUGGAUGUUUUAAUUUUUUUUAAAAUCUUUGCUGAUAUUUAUAAUUUUGUAUCAUAAGAAUGUUUUCCUACAGUAUUUGUCAUGCCAGUUUAUAACAAAAAAAUUGCAGGGAUUUUAUUUCUAUUGGAAACACUAUUACAGCUGUUUUACUUUUGAACAGAAUUUUAUUUGUAUAGAGUGCUUACUAAUGUUAAAUAGUUCAGAGUAUAUAACAUUUACAUUAAGGACUCAUGGUAGCUUUUAGUGUAAGGAGUUUAAAGGAAAUAAAUAUUCAAACUGGGUCUCAUUGUCUGCCAAUUUUGGUGGAGAUGAGUUUGUGUCAUUUCAAUUACAAAGAUAAAAGUAUGCCAUAUAAUUUAUUUAUAUGAAAAUUUAUUUUUGUAGUGUACAUAGUAGUCAUCAAGUCUUUCGACAGAAGUAUAUUUUUAAAGAAUUUAUAUGUGAUGGAUCCAUGAUGUCUGGAACUUUGCUAAGACAUGAGUGGGGCACUCUUUUCAUUGUAAAUUACAGCAAGAAAAAGAACAUGUUUAACAGUGUUAAGAGGGUGAGAGCAGCGGGGUGUUCAUGCGGUUGUGAGACGUGUACUGUUACCAUUGGUGACCUAGUGUGGUCCGCAUUUUAAACCCUGGAAGGUAAAAAUGUACAAACUCUCUAAAUAUUAAUGUUCAAACACUGAUAGAAAUUCUAACAUGAAUAAAAAAUAAUAUAACUUGUUGGUUA